AUGUUAUUCUGUUCUGUUUGUGACGUGCAAAGAGAUCACAAAACGAAACUAUACCAUAGGUUUUCUAAUAAAAAGUCAGUGGGUCUUGUUAUGGGAUUUAUAACACCCGGUGUCAACUAUGUGUUCAAUAAGAAACGAAUAGGGAAGAAUAACAAGGCGACUAACAACUCAAUCCACCCAAAUGAAAACCGAGAUUUCAACAAACGAUAUCCUCAUUAUUUACAUAUGAGAGACAUCAGUGAUGUUCAUAUGUUGUACCAAAAAAUACUUUCUAUUUUGACUAAUAAGGACGCAAAAUUCAAAGAUAACCUUAGUUUAUUGCGAUCUAACAUUGAGAGAUAUGUUAUUUUGGUACAUGAAUUGGAGAUAACUGUGAAGAUCAAAAAUGUUUUUCCACUUCCGAAAGAAGAGGCCAUGAAUUUGUUGAAAACUAUCAUCAAAAUCCAAGGAAGGCAACUACUUCAUGGAGUACAGAAAAACAUGAGCUCAUAUGAAACCCCCCCUUUAGAGGCAACGUUUAACAAACAGUUAAACUUGAUAGAUGGUGGCUGUAUUCUUUUCAACAAAUAUCUUAACAAGCAAUUGACCAUUGAAUUGAAAAACCCUGAUUACUACAAGAAUAUUUAUGACAGUGACUACACAAGACCUGAAUUUUUUAAAACUGAAGAAGAUGUUCAAAAUAGCAUAUUAAGCGACAUGUUGAAUUCUGAGAGGAUAAAAUUGGUUGAUCUACCCGGAGAAAUAUUAGUGAAGAUACUAUCAGCUUCAAACAAUAUUGACAAUAUAGCUUUAACAUGUAAAUUUUUUCAGAGGUUUGUUUUGACACACAAGCAGUUUAUUUCUUAUGAAUUCAUUGUAAACAAAUAUGUUCACAGAUACAAGUUAGGUUUGGACUCAAACUCAGGAUACACUUUGCCAAUCUCAGAUGAACAUCAUCACUCCAAUUCACACAGACUUAAAGUCUCCGAAAUCGAAAGCCUGAAAGUACAGAACGAUAAUUAUCUGGGUAGUUCAGACUUUCGUGAAGAUGUUAAUGGGAACUAUUCCUUGACGAGGUAUAGAGAUCCCGACACAUUAACGGUGCUAUCGUCACACGCAUUCGAGACGCCAUAUUUGACGUACCAGAUAUAUAAGUCACUAGGCGUUGAUCAUGUUAUUCCACCUUCUGCAUGGCCUGACCUACAGGAGAAAUAUAACGAUGAACUUGCUAAACUGAGUGACGAUACCUGUGGAGAUGCUUCGAGAAAGGUGGAAAAAAAAGAGUUCAUCAAGCUGUGGAACGAGUUGCCAAUUGAUUGCCCCUACUUGGACGUAAACAAUCCGGAAGAUAUAGAAUAUUUGAAAAGCGAAGCUUAUGUGGAUAAGUUGCGUGUAAUAGUGGACUUGAUGAUAUCGAAGACCAGGUUCAAAAACAACAUUGAGGACUUGUUCCAUCUCAUAGUUUCCCUCGUGGUGAAAAUUGAGGAGAAUGUGGUUAAUGGCGUGGAACAUUCCAUCAUACCACCCCAAUUACUAAAGAACUACGCAGCAUAUUAUAUGUUGGAACAGCUGAUUGAAAGUGAUCCUAGCACUAUGGAGGAUGGGGAUGAGGUGAGCAACGAAAAUUUAUGGGGUCGGCUACAUUUCAAGAGCCCGUCAUUUUACAUCCUUUUGAAAAGCAGUGCCAAUGAAGAGCUUGAGGAUUUGCUAUGUCCGUUGUUCUUUGGCGAUCAUCUCAAAGAGGACACAAAUUUUUGGAUGGGAUUGAAAGUUAGAAACGAGAUAGAGUUAAUCGAAGAGUUGAUAAACGAUCAGGGCACCAGUCCCUCGACCUAUAUUUUGAACAUGCUUGCGUUUUAGUCCAGAUGACAAUGUAACUGAGGUAAACUACUAAAAAUUGCUUCAUUCUGUACACGCGUCUG
Pichia membranifaciens NRRL Y-2026 is the source of this 1901-nucleotide messenger RNA. RefSeq lists its product as hypothetical. NCBI's taxonomy places the organism in Eukaryota, Fungi, Ascomycota, Pichiomycetes, Pichiales, Pichiaceae. The transcript has a single exon. The coding region runs from base 1 to 1839 and encodes 612 amino acids. The record is from RefSeq and is a predicted model, not a curated record.